Gossypium arboreum is the source of this 1089-nucleotide messenger RNA. RefSeq lists its product as uncharacterized. Gene Ontology annotation, cellular component: cytoplasmic microtubule. The transcript is spliced from 5 exons. The record is from RefSeq and is a predicted model, not a curated record. NCBI's taxonomy places the organism in Eukaryota, Viridiplantae, Streptophyta, Magnoliopsida, Malvales, Malvaceae. Gene Ontology annotation, molecular function: microtubule binding. Gene Ontology annotation, biological process: microtubule cytoskeleton organization. The coding region runs from base 1 to 906 and encodes 301 amino acids.
AUGGCGUUGCGACCCAUAGAUAAUGCACUUCCCAUCAUACCAGACAGUCUCAGACCCAAGAAACAAGCCAAAGUGUCGAUUCAACCCCAGAAAAAAGCUUCCGAGAUCAGCGUAAACGAUGAGAACAAAGCUCCUUUACCGCAACCCAUAGAUGCAUCCGUUGAUUAUGUCGCUUCCGAGGAUCUCAAACCCUUUCAAGACCCAGAAUCAAACAUCCAAAGCUUAGUUGAAGGGUUAGAUUCGAAGGAUUGGGUUAAGGUUUGUCAGUCUUUGAACGAUGCCAGGCGUUUCUCUUUAUAUCACCCAGGUCUACUGCUUCCAGUCCUAGAGAAGGUGAUGUUGGUAGUGGUAAAGUCAAUGAAGAACCCGAGAAGUGCUCUUUGCAAGACUUCGAUUAUGGCUGCUUCAGAUAUCUUCAAUGCCUACGGCGAAAAAUUGCUUGAUUCAACUGAUUCCACUGCAUUUGAUCAGCUGUUACUGCAGUUGUUACUGAAAGCUUCUCAAGACAAGAAGUUUGUGUGUGAAGAAGCCGAUAAGUCGCUGACAGCAAUGGUUAACUCCAUUGCUGCUUUACCUCUGCUUCAAAAGCUCCGCAGAUUUGUUAACCAUGGCAACCUUAGAGUCAGAGCCAAAGCUGCAGUUUCCAUUUCCAAUUCUGUUUACAAAAUGGGAUCAGAAGAAAUCAAAGAGUUCGGGUCAGUUACCUUGCUUCAAAUGGCUUCGGAUUUGCUAAACGAUAGGCUGCCAGAGGCCAGAGAAGCAGCAAGAAGCAUUGUACUUUCAGUAUACGAGGCAUUUACAGAAUCCGAAAAGCUGGAUACGGAGGAGGAUUGGCAAAGCUUUUGCCAGUCAAAUUUAUCAACGAUUCAAGCUCAGUCAAUGAUCAAAGUCGUUUCUUCCCAGUAAGAGUUCAAAGUAGAAGCUUUAGAGAAGCAGCACAUAUAGUAGAAUAACACUAUGGGAUUGACCUUCUGUCAUGUAAAUGCUGUUUUUACAUGGUUUCUAAGUAGUCUACUAUUUGCUAUAGAACUCUUGUUUCCUACACUCUGUUCUUUUUCAAUGAUGGAAUAAACACAAGCAUUUCAAGCA